AUGAUUAUGGAAAAAAAUAGCUUAAAAAAUCUGAUAAUUCAUACAGAAGAUUCAAUUGACAGAGCAAUUAUGAAUAAUGACCUAGAAUCAUUCAUUGCAUUCACUGAAAGAGAUGAAUUUGAUGAAGAUCAAACACUUGGAAGCGAUUUAUAUCCAUCACGGAGAUUAUCAUUACUUGAAUUAUGUUGUUACCAUGGAGCUGUUGAUUGCUUCAAGUUUUUAAGAACGGAAUUUGAUUCAAAAAUAACUCAAACAUGUCUUCAUUUUUCAUUUUUAGGAGGAAAUCCAGAGAUCAUGAGUGAAUGUUUGAAACAUCACAAACCAGAUGAAAAAUGCAUGAAAUAUGCAAUUAUUUCACACAACAUUGAUUUUGUUACAUUCUUGAUGAAUGAAUACAAAAUGAAGAUCGAUUCAUACUAUUGUGGAAUGUAUAAUAAUCUUGAGACAUUAUUUGUUUAUUUCGAUCAAACUAAUGAUAUUAAUAUAUGCUUUAUAAUAUCGACGAGGUUCGAUAUUCCAUCUCUUUGCGAAUAUUUCCUAUCAAAUGGUGCAAAUAUCAAUGAAAAAGAUGAAUAUGGAAAUACGGCUCUUCAUAUUGCAGCAUGUUAUAAUAGUAAAGAAACGGCCAAACUUCUUAUUUCACAUGGUAUUAAUAUUAAUGAAAAAAAUAAUGAUGGAGAAACCGCUCUUCAUAUUGCAGCAUAUUAUGAUAGAAAAGAAACGGCCAAACCCCUUAUUUCAUAUGGUAUUAAUAUUAAUGAAAAAAAUAAUGAUGGAGAAACCGCUCUUCAUAUUGCAGCAUUUAAGAAUAGUAAAGAAACAGCCAAACUUCUUAUUUCCCAUGGUGCAUAA
This is a messenger RNA of Trichomonas vaginalis G3, 852 nucleotides long. Its product is annotated as protein kinase protein. NCBI's taxonomy places the organism in Eukaryota, Parabasalia, Trichomonadida, Trichomonadidae. The transcript has a single exon. Gene Ontology annotation, molecular function: protein binding. The record is from RefSeq and is a predicted model, not a curated record. The coding region runs from base 1 to 852 and encodes 283 amino acids.